UAUCUCAAGUAUGUAGUUCAAAUAAAUAAAUACUGUUAUGUUUAUUAACAAGGUAAUACAACUUAAUUAUGCUUUCGAAAAAAAGAAGCUCCAUCUGGAACCAUUUUACAAUAGUAGACCAAAAGUAUGCUAAAUGUAGUUAUUGCUCGAACAAAAUUAGUUAUGGUGGUGGUUCAAGUGGCAAUUUAUUGAGACACAUGAAAACUAAGCACAUAACAGUGCCACUUGAUCGAACUGCACGCCAUCAUUCUUCAAAUACCAUGACUGAGCAUGAUCAUAUUGAGGAACAUAAUAUAGAUGAACCAUCUACUUCGGGAAUGCCAGCAUCAAAUACUUCCACUCAAAUUUUGACAUCAGUAACACCAACCAAUAUUAGACCCGUUCAGAGCUCCAUAACUUCCUAUGUACAAAAACCAUUAUCCAUUACAAAAUCAAAAAAAAUAGAUUCUCAAAUAGCAAAAUUAAUCAUUAAACAUUACCAUCCUUUUAGUCUCGUUGAAGAAAAAGAAUUCAAAAAUUUAAUACAGAUGUUGGCACCAGGUUAUGUUCUUCCCAGUAGAAAAACUGUAUCCAAUAGCCUUUUGCCUCAGUUAUAUGAAAGUACAGUUGAUACUAUUAAAAUCAAAUUAAAAAAUGUAACAGCAGUUUGCUUGACAACUGACGCUUGGACUUCAAUUAAUAAUGAUUCUUACGUAGCAAUUACUGCCCAUUAUAUCGAUGAUGAUACGAAGAUGUCAUCAAUCCUGAUUGGUUGUCAACAUUUCACAGCCAGACACACAGGUGUUGAAAUGUCUUCUCUCCGUAUAGAGCAGGUAAAUAAAUGGGGAUUAGUUAAUAAAAUAACUAUGAUUGUUAGUGAUAAUGCGGCUAAUAUGGUGGCAGCUGUUCGAUUAUGCCAGUGGAGGCAUUUUCCAUGUUUUGCUCAUAGCAUCAAUUUAAUAGUACAAUCUGGGCUAGAGGAAGUGAAACCAAUAUUAAGUAAAGUAAAGGCCAUUGUGGAAUAUUUCAAACGCAGUUCUCACGCAUUGUCUCGUCUAAAUGAUAUACAGAAACAAUGUGGUUAUUCUGUUUUGAAGCUGAAGCAAGACUGUCCUACGCGGUGGAAUUCCACAUACGAUAUGGUUGAUAGACUUUUAAAAAUAAAAGAGCCAAUUUUAUCAACAUUAGCCAUUAUUAAUAAUGAUCUUAACACAAUCACAUUUGAUGAGUGGAAUGUCUUGAAAGUGCUUUGUCAAUUAUUAAAAAUUUUCUAUGAUGUAACUAAUGAAAUAAGUUCAGAGAAUUAUGUAUCUAUAUCUAAAGUUACAAUAUUUUCAAGGGCAAUGGUGAACUAUGCAUCGGGGUACACUAAUAACCGUACAAUGCCAACUGAAAUUUGUUCAGUGGCAAAAAUUCUAACAGAGAAAUUGCAUUCAAGAUUUGACCAGCUCGAAACUAAUGAAGUUGUGAUGCAAUCGAUAUUAUUAGAUCCACGCUUCAAAAAACAAGGGUUUCCAAAUAAUGACAAGUACCAAUCGGCAUAUCAAUCGUUGUCAAGGAAAGUGCAAAAUUUACCUAUUGGACAAGACGCUCAAGAACCAGAAACAACAGUAGGUAUUGGUCCACUUUCUGGACCGGAGACUAUUUGGAAGGAUUUUGAUACCAGAGUUACUGCAGUAAGUGGUGGUUCUAAUGUGACAGUAGCUGGUAUAUUAGAAUUGGAUAGAUAUAUUGCCGAACCAUUAUUAAAAAGAACAGAAGAUCCAUUAGUUUGGUGGAAUGAACGCAAACUAGUUUAUCCAAAACUGUACCAAUUAGUUUGUCGUAGGUUAUGCGUUGUAGCCACAUCAGUUCCAUGCGAGCGCAUUUUCUCCAAGGCUGGCAUGGUGUUGACGGAGAGACGGUCAAGACUAACGACUGACAAAGUUGAGAAGUUGUUGUUUCUAAAUCAUAAUUUAGAUUAAAGUUAUUUUUUAUUUAUAUUUUUAUUUACAGUUGUUAAAAAUUAAUGAGUUCAACGUGUAAAAAG
Myzus persicae (green peach aphid) is the source of this 2008-nucleotide messenger RNA. Its product is annotated as zinc finger BED domain-containing protein 1-like. The transcript has a single exon. The coding region runs from base 69 to 1943 and encodes 624 amino acids. NCBI's taxonomy places the organism in Eukaryota, Metazoa, Arthropoda, Insecta, Hemiptera, Aphididae. Gene Ontology annotation, molecular function: DNA binding; protein dimerization activity. The record is from RefSeq and is a predicted model, not a curated record.